Molecule: messenger RNA, 276 nt
Organism: Cinara cedri
Lineage: Eukaryota; Metazoa; Arthropoda; Insecta; Hemiptera; Aphididae
Source: the annotation of a GenBank genome assembly
AUGCACUUUACAACUCGAAGCAGUUCAUUUAUUAUGCGUUAUGUAGUAUUACACAAGCAAUUUUGUUCAAAAUCUCCACCACAAUUACCUGAAGAACCAACUACAUGUUGUAUGUCAGGAUGUGCCAAUUGUGUUUGGAUUGAGUAUGCAGAAAAAGUUAAAAAAAUACUAACAGACAGUGAUAGUAAACAAGUUGCACAAACAAUAUUAGACAAAGUACAAGAUCCGAACAUGAAGGCAUUUUUGACCAUAGAAUUUAAAUCAAAAGGUCUUUGA